Molecule: messenger RNA, 3180 nt
Organism: Caenorhabditis remanei
Lineage: Eukaryota; Metazoa; Nematoda; Chromadorea; Rhabditida; Rhabditidae
Exons: 17
Coding region: 1-3180 (1059 amino acids)
Biological process (GO): telomere maintenance; double-strand break repair via homologous recombination; DNA replication
Cellular component (GO): chromosome; cytoplasm; nucleus
Molecular function (GO): 3'-5' DNA helicase activity; ATP binding; nucleic acid binding
Source: RefSeq, a predicted model, not a curated record
AUGAGUGACGACGAGGAAUUACCCCCAACUCGUCCUUGCUCUGAUAACGAACAAGACGAACUCCCGGAAACUGAACCAGAAGACAAUGAAGAAUUAGAGAAAACUGGGCCAGAAGAUAAUGAAGAGCUAGAGGCAACUGAACCUGAAAUUGAUUCAGAUGAUUCAUUCGACAAUGCCGCCACAAGUAAACCUGUUGCUGAUGAAGAUUAUGACUCAUUUGAUGACUUCGUUCCGAGUCAAGCUCCAACUCCAAUAAUCAAGAAUUCUUCGAAAACGAAAAGAAGUUUUCAAGAAACAAUUGAAUCAGAAUCAUCUUCUGAUGGUUCUGAUGCAGGAAACGACAGCGAAUUCGUCCCCGUGGACGACGAAACACAAGCAAGCCAGCGACCUGCGAGACAGUAUUCUUUACGAGCACGUUCAAUUGUAAAGGAAGAUGAGAACAGCUGGAAUGAGGGAAUAGAUGGUGAAACUUCGAAGAUAUCGGAAGAAAUACUCAAUGAAUCAUUGGAUGACAUUGAAUUUGUCGAUUCUGUUCUUGAUAAGAAAACGAAUAUCAAACGAAAGAAUCAUUUUUUGGAUGAAGGAGAGUUCUUUACUGACGGAAAUAUUGUAAAAAUCGACAAAGAAACGAGAACAAAAUGGUCAACUAUGACAUCGCCACCUCCAGAAGCUCUGAAAGCUCUGAAUGAGUUCUAUGGGCACAAAGGAUUCAGAGAUAAGCAAUGGAAUGUUGUUCGAAAUGUUCUUGCUGGAAAAGAUCAAUUCGUUCUCAUGUCAACUGGAUACGGUAAGAGUGUGUGCUAUCAGUUGCCGUCAUUGCUUCUGAAUACUAUGACUGUCGUUGUUUCUCCAUUGAUUUCAUUGAUGAAUGAUCAAGUAACCACUCUUGUGGCGAAAGGAAUUGAUGCAGUGAAGUUGGAUGGAGAUUCGAAUCACAAGGAAUGGGACAGAGUUACGAAUAAUAUGCAUCGUAUCAGAUUUAUUUACAUGUCUCCCGAAAUGGUUACGAGUGCGAGAGGUCUGGAAUUAUUAUCUUCGUGUCGAGAACACUUAUCUCUUUUGGCAAUCGACGAAGCGCAUUGCGUUUCCCAGUGGGGUCAUGAUUUCCGAAACUCGUAUCGACAUCUGGCAGCCAUCAGAAAUAGAUCGGAUUUGUGCAAUGUUCCUUUGAUCGCUUUGACAGCUACGGCUACCGUUCGAGUUCGAGAUGACGUGAUUGAAAACUUGAAAUUGAGAAGACCUCAGAUCACAACGACGUCAUUCGACAGAAAGAAUCUUUACAUCUCCGUUCAUUCUUCCAAAGACUUGGCUACGGAUAUGGGCGAAUUUCUGCAGACGGAUGACGUCAAAGGACGACAUUUUGGUGGACCAACUAUCAUUUAUUGUCAGACGAAACAAAUGGUUGAUGAUGUGAAUAGUGUUCUUAGAAGCAUAGGUGUUCGCUCAGCUCAUUAUCAUGCUGGACUCACAAAGAAUCAAAGGGAGAGAGCACAUACGGAGUUCAUGAGGGACAAGAUCACUACGAUCGUUGCAACAGUUGCGUUUGGAAUGGGAAUUGAUAAGCCAGAUGUACGGAAUGUUAUUCAUUAUGGAUGCCCGAAAGAUAUUGAGUCAUACUACCAAGAGAUUGGAAGAGCCGGUCGUGACGGAGCUCCUAGUGUAUGCCGUGUUUUCUGGGCUCCCAAAGAUCUGAAUACUAUAAAAUUCAAACUUCGAAAUUCUCAACUGAAAGAUGAAGUAAUCGAGAACUUGACACUUAUGUUAAGACAACUAGAACUGGUUCUUACGACUGUUGGUUGCAGAAGAUAUCAACUUCUGAAACAUUUUGAUCCAACAUUUGCGAAACCAGCGACGCCACAAGCAGAUUGUUGCGACAGGUGUACUGAAAUGCUCAAUGGAAAUCAGGAUGUGUCUUCAAGCACGAUCGACGUGGCAACAGAAUCCAAAUGGUUAUUCCAAGUUAUCAGUGAAAUGUAUAAUGGAAAAACAGGAAUAGGGAAACCAAUUGAAUUCUUGAGAGGAUUGAGCAAAGAAGAGUGGAGAAUGAAGACAAUGAAUCAAAAGCAAUUGUUCGGAAUCGGAAAGAAUCUGACGGAUAAGUGGUGGAGAGCGCUUGGAUCAGCACUUCGAUUAGCUGGAUAUCUUGGAGAAGUGAGACCAAUUCAAAUGAAAUUUGGAAGUUGUGUUGUUCUUACUGAUAUUGCUGAAAGAUGGCUUAUGAAUGGAAAAGAGUUGAAAUUAGAUGCGACUCCCGUUUUGCUGCAAGGAAAGAAAGAGAAGAAUGCGCCGAAGUCAGCUGUUGGAUCUUCUAGAGGACAAUCGUCGACACAAGUGCCAACCGAUGAAAAGAAAAUUCUUGGAGCGUCCAAGAAACGAGAAUACAAGUCAGCUCACGAGAUCGAACAAUUGAAAAAUCUGAAGCAAGAGAAUGAGGAUGGACUUCCAGAAAAGAUUCGUCAAUUGAGAACUCGUUUAGACGAUUUACGUGUCGAGAUGGCGAGUAUGUACGAAAUGGCUCCAUUCCAAAUCGUUUCAAACACAGUUCUCGAUGGUUUCGCCAAUCUCAGACCUAGCUCAACUACUAAACUAGAUGUGAUUGAUGGGAUGUCAGCCGCCCAAAAAUCAAAAUAUGGUAAACGAUUUGUGGAUUGUGUUGUUAACUUUGCGAAAGAAACUGGAAUCUCGAUGAACGUGAAUGCAAAUGAUACGAUUCCGCCUCAUAUCAGUGCAAUCAUGGAGAAAGAGUUAUCCGAUUCGAUUCGAAGAGUCUACCUUCAUCAUUUGAUAACAAAAAAUGAUCCGAAAGAAGUUGCUGUUGCUCGUGCAAUCAGUGAAGGUACUGUAAUCAAUUAUCUAGUGAUCGCUGUUGAAAAGGGUCUUCCUAUCUAUUUGGAUAAAGUGAAUGUCAGCAGAAAGAACAUUGCGAUUUGUCUGAAUGCUGCAAGAGUUCAUUUGGGUUCCAAUGUGAUCAGACUCGCUCCAUGGAAAGAAGUAAUCGGUGAUGUCGUCGAUUAUAACCAGUUGAAAAUUAUCAGAGCCAUUCUGAUGUAUGAAUAUGGAUUAGAUGAGAGUAAGGAGAGCAAUGGAAGUCCACAGCCAUCAUCGCAACUUUCGAUCCCCACUCCGGUGUCCACCACGUCCACACCCCGUGCUCCACCGCCGAAAAAGUUCAAAUUAUAA